AGCUGCUUGCCGAGCGCGCCGCGCCUCCAGCCUUCCCCUCCCGGCCCCAGUCCCGGGCUGCGCGCUGCACCAGGAGGGCGCAGCGGGGCAGGCUCCCGGGUUCAUGGAGAUCGUGCGGCGGAGACAGAGGGGGAAGCCCCGGAGCUGAUGCGUCGCCUUUGCUUCUUGGGGAUGAAAGAAUGAUGUGAUGGAGGUGAAUAUGGGCUGCUGGUCAGGCACAAGACCCCCAUUGUCUUGCCUCACCAUCCUGCUUGUCAAGCUUUUGGCCUGCGUUUGCCAGGGGCUUCAAGGGACAAUACCACUCGGCUUUCACUUUACGCAUUCCAUUUACAAUGCUACAGUGUACGAGAACUCUGCAGCCAGGACCUACGUCAACAGUCCAAGUAGAAUGGGUAUUACACUGGCAGAUCUUUCAUGGGAUAUCAAGUACAAGAUAGUGUCUGGCGAUGAUGAAGGCUUUUUCAAAGCAGAAGAAGUCAUAAUUGCUGACUUCUGCUUUCUCAGAAUAAGAACUAAAGGUGGGAAUUCUGCUAUAUUAAACAGAGAAAUCCAAGAUAACUAUUUAUUGGUAGUAAAAGGGUCUGUCAGAGGAGAGGACUUAGAAGCAUGGACAAAAGUGAAUAUCCAGGUUUUGGAUAUGAAUGAUCUAAGACCUUUGUUUUCACCAACCACUUACUCUGUAACGAUAGCAGAAAGCACUCCUUUAAGGACUAGUAUUGCACAGGUGACAGCCACAGAUGCAGAUAUUGGGUCCAAUGGCGAAUUCUAUUACUACUUCAAAAACAAAGUUGAUCUCUUUUCAGUUCACCCAACUAGCGGAGUUAUCUCUUUAAGUGGCCGGUUAAACUGUGAUGAGAAAAACAGAUAUGACCUUGAAGUUCUGGCUGUGGAUCGUGGGAUGAAACUUUAUGGAAACAAUGGAGUAAGCAGCACUGCCAAGCUUUAUGUUCAUAUUGAACGUAUAAAUGAACACGCCCCAACCAUAAGUGUGGUAACCCACAUACCCUUUCCAUUAGACAAGGAGCCUACGUAUGCUGUUAUUAACAUUGAUGACCUAGAUGAAGGAGCUAAUGGAGAGAUUGAAUCUGUUUCCAUCGUAGCUGGAGAUCCCUUAGAACAAUUCUUUCUGGCUAAGGAGGGAAAAUGGAUUAAUGAGUACAAAAUCAAAGCGAGAAAACCCAUUGACUGGGACAACUUCCCCUACGGUUACAAUCUUACUCUCCAAGCAAAGGACAAAGGGUCUCCUCAGAAGUUUUCUGCAGUCAAACUGGUCCACAUCGCUAGUCUCAAGAGAGAAACUGUCCCAGUAAAGUUUGAAAAGGAAGUUUAUGAUGUGUCAAUCAGUGAAUUUUCCCCUCCUGGAGUAGUGGUAGUUAUAGUUAAGUUGGUGCCUGAACCACAGGGUGUGGAAUAUAUAAUAUCUCCUAAUCAGGAUGCUGAGUAUUUUAAGAUUAAUCCCACGACAGGUCUUAUUAUCACUGCUCACCCUUUGAAAAUCAUUGCGAAGGAACUCUAUGAGUUAGAAGUAGUAAACAAAGGCGGUGAUUUAAAAGCACAAGUUAUUGUCAGGUUAGAAGAUGCGAAUGAUCACACUCCAGAGUUCACACAGCCUUUGUACAGCUCCUUUGUCAAUGAAAGUGUUCCUGUAGGAACCAGCGUUUUGUCUGUUUCAGCAUUUGACAAGGACAGGGGAGAAAACGGAUACAUAACAUACAGCAUUGCCAGUCUGAAUUCACUGCCCUUUUCGAUAAACCAGUUUACUGGUGUUAUUAGCACCUCUGAAGAACUGGAUUUUGAGUCUUCUCCAGAGAGCUACAGGUUCAUUGUCAGAGCCUCCGAUUGGGGUUCGCCGUACCGUCAUGAAAGUGAGGUUAAUGUCACUAUAUACAUAGGCAAUGUCAAUGAUAACAAGCCAUUGUUUGAGAAAGUGGCUUGUCAGGGAGUGAUUUCAUCUGACUUUCCCAUAGGUGGUCACAUCACUGCUAUAUCUGCCAUAGAUAUAGAUGAGCUAGAAUUAGUGAAAUACAAAAUAAUCUCUGGAAAUGAUCUUGGAAUUUUUUAUUUAAAUCCUGACUCCGGUGUGCUGCAACUUAAAAAGUCUCUUGUUAAUUCUGGCAUAAAGAACAGCAAUUUCGGCCUUAAGAUCACAGCUACAGAUGGAGAGAAUUUUGCUGAUGCCAUGUUCGUUAACAUUUCAAUAGUACAUGGGAAAGUGUCUUCAAAGACCUUUAGCUGUAGAGAGACUAGAGUUGCUCAGAAGCUGGCAGAGAAAUUGCUCAAGAAGGCAAAAGCAAAUGUGAAGCUGAAUUUGGAAGAUGGCUUCCUUGAUUUUUAUUCGAUUAACAGACAAGCUCCACACUUUGAUAAAUCCUUUCCCUCUGAUGUAGUGGUUAGAGAGGACCUUCCAGUUGGUGCUAGCAUCCUGAAAAUAAAAGCCUAUGAUGCGGACUCUGGAUUUAAUGGGAAGGUUGUCUAUACAAUUUCUGAUGGAAAUACAGAUAGUUGCUUUAACAUUGACAUGGAAACAGGGCUUCUUAAAGUUCUUAUGCCCAUGGACCGAGAGAAAACAGAGCUGUAUCUCCUUAACAUUACAAUUUAUGAUUUAGGUAAUCCCCAGAAAUCUACAUGGAGACUAUUGACUGUUACUGUAGAGGAUGCAAAUGAUAACAGUCCUGUUUUUUUACAGGAUAGUUACUCAGUUAAUAUUUUAGAAAGCAUGAGUAUUGGUACAGAAAUGAUCCAAGUGGAAGCUAGAGAUAAAGAUCUAGGAUCUAGCGGUGAAGUGAUUUACUCAGUAUUGACAGACACACAGCAGUUUGCCAUCAAUAGUUCUACUGGAGUAGUGUAUGUGGCUGACCAGCUAGACAGAGAAUCGAAAGCAAACUAUACACUAAAGAUAGAGGCCAGGGACAAAGCUGAGAUUGGCCAUCAGCAAUUUUCUGUUGUUUCUCUGAAGGUUUUUUUGGACGAUGUGAAUGAUUGUUCUCCAGCUUUCAUUCCAUCUAGCUACAGCGUGAAGGUCCUUGAAGAUCUGCCAGUUGGCACUGUAAUAGCUUGGCUAGAAACUCAUGACCCAGAUCUUGGUUUGGGAGGUCAAGUGCGUUACUCUUUGGUGAAUGAUUACAAUGGACGAUUUGAAAUAGACAAAGCUAGCGGCACUAUCCGCUUGAACAAAGAACUCGAUUACGAGAAACAACAGUUCUAUAACUUGACUGUGCGUGCAAAAGACAAAGGACGUCCAGUUUCCCUCUCUUCCAUUUCUUUUGUAGAGGUUGAAGUGGUGGAUGUUAAUGAAAAUCUCUACACUCCUUAUUUUCCUGACUUUGCAGUCAUUGGAACUGUAAAGGAAAACUCCCGCACUGGAACAAGUGUAUUGCAAGUGACAGCUCAAGAUGAAGACUCUGGAAGGGAUGGGGAGAUCCAGUAUUCCAUCAGGGAUGGCAGUGGCCUUGGAAGAUUUAGCAUAGAUGAAGAAACCG
Messenger RNA from Chelonoidis abingdonii (Abingdon island giant tortoise), 3479 nucleotides. The record is from RefSeq and is a predicted model, not a curated record. Lineage: Eukaryota; Metazoa; Chordata; Testudines; Testudinidae.